Messenger RNA from Erythranthe guttata (spotted monkey flower), 1548 nucleotides. RefSeq names its product coniferyl alcohol acyltransferase. Lineage: Eukaryota; Viridiplantae; Streptophyta; Magnoliopsida; Lamiales; Phrymaceae. Gene Ontology annotation, molecular function: acyltransferase activity, transferring groups other than amino-acyl groups. The record is from RefSeq and is a predicted model, not a curated record.
CUAAUUAAUCAAAUUUACACGCGCUAACACGCAUCAUUAAUCAUUAUAUAUAUAGGUUACUAGUAUUAUAUAUACAUAUACACUUCAACCUUUUUGCAUAUAUGCGCAUGCAUAGUGAUUCAUUAACGUAACGUACUCAACCAUUAACCAAAUAUAUAUAUAUAUAUAUAUAUGGAUUCCGGUGGUUUUCCGGUGACUGUAAAAUGGAGUGAGGUGGUAGCCGCCGUGCUGCCGCUGCAGGAGCACUGGCUGCCGAUGUCCAACCUGGACUUGCUCCUCCCGCCGCUGGACUUUGGAAUAUUCUUCUGCUACAAGAAAAGGAGCGGAGAAAAUCAAGAAGACGGAGAUCUGAUCUCGCCGGAAAGCAUGGCGGCGGUGCUUAAGAAGGCACUGUCUCAGGCGCUAGUUUCCUUCUUCCCGUUGGCCGGAGAAAUCGUGCAUAACCGCCACGGCGAGCCGGAGAUUCUCAGCAACAACCGCGGGGUGGAUUUUAGUUACGCGUAUGCUGAUGUGGAGCUGAAAGACGUCGACCUUUACCGGCCGGAUUUAUCUGUUCAUGGGAAACUUGUUCCUGUUAAAAUGCAUGGUGUGCUCUCUGUUCAGGUGACGGAGCUGAAAUGCGGCGGACUAUUCGUCGGAUGCACUUUCGACCACCGUGCGGCGGACGCCCACUCCGCCAACAUGUUCCUCACUGCUUGGGCGGAGAUUGCCCGGUCAAAACCAAUCACGCUUCUCCCCUCAUUCCGCCGCUCGAUCUUCAACCCCCGCCGCCCUCCACAACAGCAUAAAUCACUAGAAAAAAUCUACGCGCCGCUGUUGUCCAUGCCACCGCCGCCGUCCGCCGACGAUACCGAUCAGCUGACGAGCCGAAUCUACUACAUUAAAUCCAACGAAAUCGAUCGGCUCCAGUCGCAAUCCAGCCACAACGGCAACAGAAGAAGCAAAAUCGAAUCCUUCAGCGCAUUUCUCUGGAAAGCCAUAGCCGCCGCCGCCGUCGGCGGCGGCGAACGCUCCAAGGUGGUAAAAUUAGGGAUAGUGGUCGACGGAAGAGCGAGGCUGAGCGGCGAAACGGCGUCGCUGGAGCGCUAUUUCGGCAACGUCCUCUCGAUUCCGUACGUCGAAUCGAGUGUCGGCGAGCUCAAAACGGCGUCGCUCAAUGAGUUGGUGGAUGUUGUGCACGAAUUCGUGGCGGCGGCAUCCACGGCGGAGCACUUCCUGGCGCUGAUUGACUGGGUGGAGUUGCGGCGGCCGAAUCCGGCGGUGGUGAAGGUGUACUGUAGAGAUGAAAACAAUGAGGCGGCGGUUGUUGUGUCGUCGGGUCAGAGGUUUCGGGUCGGAGAAAUGGAUUUCGGGUGGGGCGGGCCGGAAUUCGGGUCGUACCAUUUCCCGUGGGGAGGCGAAACGGGUUACGUGAUGCCAAUGCCGAGCGCGUGUGGGAAUGGGGAUUGGAUCGUGUACAUGCAUCUUAUGAAGAAGCAACUGGAUUUCGUUGAGGCACGUGAGCCUCACGUGUUCAGGCCUUUCAGUUUUGAAAUCGUUCAAGGGUGA